Molecule: messenger RNA, 1101 nt
Organism: Centrocercus urophasianus (Greater sage-grouse)
Lineage: Eukaryota; Metazoa; Chordata; Aves; Galliformes; Phasianidae
Gene: TPBGL
Product: trophoblast glycoprotein like
Exons: 1
Coding region: 1-1101 (366 amino acids)
Biological process (GO): negative regulation of canonical Wnt signaling pathway
Cellular component (GO): plasma membrane
Molecular function (GO): protein binding
Source: RefSeq, a predicted model, not a curated record
AUGGCCCGCAGGACGCGGCGGGCGGCGCGGCUGGGGCUGCCCUGCUUGGGGCUGCCCUGCUUGGGGUUACCGUGGUUGGGGCUCGCGUUGCUGCCCUGGGCCGUGCCCCCCGCCGCCGCCCCCCCAGGGGGCUGCCCGUCCGCCUGCUACUGCGUGGCCACCCCGGAAUUGGUGCAGUGCCGCUACGAGAGCUUGGACGAACCCCCCCGGGAGCUGCCCACCUCGGUGCACAACCUGAGCAUCUCCGGCAGCAACCUGAGCGUGCUGCACCGCGCCGCCUUCGCCCCCCGCACGCUGCCCGACCUCCGCCUGCUCCGCUUGCGCCACGACAACAUCCAAACCAUCGAGGACAUGGCCCUGCAGGGGCUGCCGGCCCUGCGGACCCUCGACCUCAGCCACAACCCUUUGCGUUCGGUGGCGGCCGGCGCCUUCUCCGGCGUCCCUCUGCUGCGCACGCUGCAGCUGAACCAGGCGCUGCUGGCCGCCCCGCUGGAAGAGCAGCUCGCCCUCGCCCUGCGCAACCUCAGCCUGCGCCGCCUGGAGCUGGCGGGCAACGGGCUGCGGGCACUGCCGGUCUCCCUGCUGCCCGUCGGCCUGGAGGAGUUGGAUCUCCGCAACAACUCUCUGCAGCGUUUGACAUCCACCGAGCUGCUCAGCCUGGAGGCUCUGGGGCUGCGGGGGCUGCGGGUGUCGCUGGGGUCCAACCCGCUGCAGUGCGACUGCGCCCUGCGCCCGCUGCUCACCUGGCUGCGCUCAUCCGCCGCCCGCGUGCCCGAUGCGAGGAGCCUGCAGUGCUCCAAACCGCCGUCGUUGCGCGGGACGGCGGUGCUGAGGUUGCGGCCCGAAGGGUUGGGUUGCUCGGCCGAUGAGGGAGGUGAGGCCGGACAGCUGGAGACGGCUUCUUACGUCUUCUUCGGCAUCGUUCUGGCCCUCAUCGGCAUCGUCUUCCUCAUGGUGCUCUACCUGAACCGCCGCGGCAUCAAGCGUUGGUUGCACAACCUGCGGGAAGCUUGCCGUGAUCAGAUGGAGGGCUACCACUACCGCUACGAGCAGGAUGCAGACCCACGCCGUGCCAGCGCCGUCGGCACCCCCGGGCUCUGA